Molecule: messenger RNA, 2374 nt
Organism: Zootermopsis nevadensis
Lineage: Eukaryota; Metazoa; Arthropoda; Insecta; Blattodea; Termopsidae
Source: RefSeq, a predicted model, not a curated record
AAUAAGUGACGUGUUUGUUGAUUGAAUUAUUAGUCGGAAGCGUAGGGACACCGCUUUUCCUUGACCUCGUGCAGUGUGUUUUCAUUUGUGGGAUAGUUUGAAAGACAAAGUGUACAGCAGAAAUCGCCAUACAUUGCAUAAACUUCGAGAAAGUAUUCGGGAAGAAAUAUACAGGAUUUCCCCAGCAGAGGUGCAUCGUGUCCUUGUACUGCAGUGCAUGUUCACAACCACGGCGGGAAUAUUUUCAACGCCACCUCCGAAUCGAACAUCGGGAGUAAUUAAAGAAGGAUUGCUUUCCUCUACGGACCUCAGUUGUCGAUACGCCGUCAUCUACAGCAGAUCGACUCCGAGGCUCUCCAAGAAGGACUUCCACCAUCGUCCCCCGUACUCUAAAGAAAUAGCAGCACUGAGGCCCACAAUGCAUUCAACAAGGGGAUGGUGGGUCCUUGUAGCGUAUCUUCUAGUCGCCUAUCUUGGGAAUUUCUGCCUAGCUGCGGGUCUGUCUCUGAACGACCUGAAAUACCACAGGAGCACGGAUCACGUCGGACGCCACCACCAUGGCACGCAGACCGCGGAGGACACGCUAUCAGAAUCUACCACAAACGAACCCGACGUGGAGGAUGUGAAGAACAUCGAGAAUGCUUGUUGCAGAAGACAGGAGAAAUUCGUCUCUAUCGGAUUCGGAGUAUCGGGUGAAGUCGUCCAGUUGGACGUCGGCCAUUGCCAGAAAAAGAGAUGCCUGAGUCUUCUGUCCCUCAUGGACCCUGAUGUCGCAGAUUUCGACAGCUCCGUAUUUAAGCCGUGUCCUAGGGAAUCUUCAUGCCUGCCCUUCAGGUCGCGCAUUCAGAGGGUCAGCACGCUGAGUGGGAUUCAGGAGCUGUCCGUGGUGGAGGAGUGUGUCUGCAGACACAAAUCAGGGCGCUGCUACAGACAACCCCACACCUUGCAGCUGUACCCAGGCACUCCCUACGAGACGCACCUCGAUGUGGGAGUCUGCUCAGGGGGCUGUGACUCAGAGUCAGGCUGUAGGCCUGUGAGAAACAAAACUGUGAGCAUUCCGGGACCCAACGGCGUCCAGUGUCACUCCGUGACUGAGGAGUGCUCGUGCGCUGGAGACUGCUACCGGAUGAGCUCCCUCGAGACGGUGUACGACUACACGGACGUUCCGGACAACGGCACGGGGUCCGCCCCUGCCAUCAAGGAAGUUGAUGUUGGCCAGUGUACGGGGUCAUGUUCCAGCGGACAGACGAGAAAAUGUCUGCUUAGGGACCAGACAGACCCCAGUAAAUGCCUAACAGGGCUUUAUGCUAAGCAGUCAUCAUGCACGCCAUCGCAUUUCAAAGUCCAUCGCUACACCACGAAGGAUCGUCAGACGAAGGAGAUCAUCUCCGUCACACACUGCAAGUGCAUGUGACAAGCAGGUGUUAAGAACUGGUACUUGGAAUGGUAUGGAAGCAAACUAAUUUAUUUUGAAUUCCAAAAAUAUGUUUUAUGACUCAAAAUUAAUAUAGCCCCGAUAAUUACUAGAUUAUUAUACAAUAAAAAUACUCAGGCGUAAUAGAAGUUAAGAUCUCGAAAUUCAGAAUUUUAUUGUUUGAAAUCAUUUUUUAUUUGCAAAAUACAUAUCGUUUGAUUACUCUGUAAAGUGUUCUUUCUUUACAGCACUACGCGUCUAUAAAAUUCAAGCAGUAGUAACUUUUAAAAUUUCAUAUAUUAACUCUAUGCCAUUCAGCUGAUGAUCAGUUUCAAUUUUUAAAUGAUUUUUUUAAAUUGUAAGCACUUCAUCAAUUCCUGUAGUUUCAGAGAUAUCAGAAGUGGGGGGGGGGCUGGACCAUGAGGAAGUCAUCCACGUCCAACAUUUUGACAGCUUUAAGACGUCUUCUGAACUAUAACACCAUUUAAUCUGGUAGAAGUUGAACUAUGUUUCAGAGGUGCUUGUUGCCUCCAUCAUCAGGGUGAUGAAUGUAAUUUUCCUGAUGGUGGAGAAAGCAGGAACCUCUUAAACAUAGUUAAGCUUCAACCAGACUGCACGAUGUUACGAUCCAGGAGACAGGAAUAUUCAUACUCGCCACUAUGAGAAUCUCAAGUCGUGCUUAGUUUGGCAGUUUGCUCACUUAUAAACAAUUCAGUUCCAAACAGACAGUAGCUAUUACGAAUAUGAAUUAAUCGCGAUGUUUCUUAACCCAUUGACAUUCUUUGACAGCUGUGAGACAUUUUCCCAUUCUACUGAUUUCAUCUACUUUGUAGGCUGUGAAAUAUUAACUAACUAACUACCUGGCUUACCGAACCAGAAGGUUCAUCACCGAAUUAACCAAAGCCCUCCACCAGACCCUGUCCUGGGCCAAUAAAAUCCAGUUUCCUUCAACUCCUAUCC